Macroventuria anomochaeta is the source of this 2016-nucleotide messenger RNA. Its product is annotated as ARM repeat-containing protein. The record is from RefSeq and is a predicted model, not a curated record. The annotation marks the transcript as partial. The transcript has 4 exons. Lineage: Eukaryota; Fungi; Ascomycota; Dothideomycetes; Pleosporales; Didymellaceae. Gene Ontology annotation, molecular function: guanyl-nucleotide exchange factor activity. Gene Ontology annotation, biological process: positive regulation of GTPase activity. Gene Ontology annotation, cellular component: cytosol.
AAAGAGCACGUUCCUAGACCUUGACUCGAGGGAGAGUAUUAAUACAUAACCAUUAGGGUGACUGUCAGUUCCAAUCUCUGGGGCGUGGAUUGUUGAUUAUCGAUUCAAGUGCGGGCUCAAUAUCUUGGCUCAGUCUACGCAAUGUCCACAAACGGAGAGUUUUGGGGGACCUUGCCGGACGAGGUAACAGCAUUGAUCAGUCUUGGUCCGGACGGCUCAAAAGCUGUAGAUGCUUCUCUCAGAACCCUAGUCAAUAAGAUCACAACUACUUCCCAUACCGAGUCGACCGAGGAAGCACUGCAGCUGUUAGGCACCGCCGUUGGAAAGCAAAAGACGUGGCAAGACCCAUUCCGAGAAGCCGGCAUUCUUGACUACGUGCUGCGCAACCUGGGUGACGUGAGCAUACCACUUGCGUUACGCAGACAGUAUCUGCGGAUAAUCGGGAAUUGCGUUGCUGACAACGACAUAAAUCGAGAAGUUGCCACCAAAGACAUAUCAAAGAUUGUCGACUGCCUGCCAUCAGAUGAUCUGACACCGAUCGCUCUUGCGGUACUCUUCAAUCUUUGCAACGACUUCGAUCCCGCCAAGGCUGCAGCUGCUGUCAUCAGACUAGACUUCACACUGUCUGGGUACCUUGCUGGCCACCGGAUAUCGGAUGCCGCACUUGACUAUGCAACCGAGCUUCUUACAUGGACCACCGAGAAGCUCACAGCAGCGCAAUUCAAUGACGAUGUAUCGCUCGACACAUUCAGCGAUCUUGUCAAAGUAACUCUGAACUACGACGAAGAUCACUACCACGAGUGUGUCGCUAUUCUGGUCCACUACCUACAGGAUCCAGAGUUCCAAGCAAAGGUUGCGACGCCAGAGCUACUCGGCGACCUCAUCACCCUAAUGCUAGACUUCGAGUCUCGGAUCACAUCAGACGAAAUCAGAGCUGUGUUCGAAGAGUUGGCCGUCUCCAAGAGCACUGAAAAGACGACAUCGGACAACACAAAUGUGCUUCUUGCGGCUCAACUGAUCGGAAAUAUUUCAGCAGUUUCGGCCACUGAUCUAUUCGCACAACGCUUCAAUGUCAGAAGUCCAGUGAUUGAGACCAUUCGAGCCAAGUUGAAUGCCUCGCCCUCACCAUCUACAAUAUGCGCCUGCGUUAUGCUUGGUAAUCUGGCCAUGUCGGAUGAAGUAUGUACAGACAUGGUCAAGAUCAUGGAGCUUCAUCUUCCUCUGGCCAAGAUCCUAUCAUCGAGCACUAAGCCGGCGCUUCUCUAUGCUGCUGCAGGAUUCAUGCGUCAUCUUACAUUCCCUGAGGCGAACAGAGCACCGCUAGCAGAUGCUGGUCUUCUCCAGACAUGCACCGCCUUGCUCAAGCAAACAGAUGCUGCUGUCCGUGGCGAAGCAGCUGCAAUAAUCGGCAAGCUCGUUACGAGCAACUUGCACAAUAUCAUCAAGGUAGUUUGCGAGAAGGUUGGCGAAACCGUCGUCCCGGAUGCACAUCCGAUUGUGGGCGUUGAAGCUUCUUCUGAAUCAACGGUUCUCCACCAAAUCGUCGAGCAGGCACUCGCGCCUGCAGGACCGCUGCCCAGUACUGCGAUGAAGAACCCAACCGUUGAGCUCAGCCGGUCUAUCGUUACGAUUCUCCGGUUCCUUGGGAGGCCAAGCGCAGAAGACAAUGUCGACGCUAUUAGGGAACAGAUGCUGAAUGUCCCUCUGAUCGCUCGACCAUUAGCUAAGCUCGUACGCCAACGAUUCUACGCCGAUGCCAGAUCUGAAGGGUUGCUAGGUCUGGGACUGAUGGCGCAAACAUCUCAUGGUGCGAAGCUGCUGAUCGAAGAGAUCAAGGAAGACGACGGGCUGCUGGAGGCUAUCAAGGAUUUUGCUGAGGGCAAGGAAGGAGGAGCUGAACAGCAGACCGGCUCUGCUUCGGGACGAGACUAUCAGAAUGCGGUCGUUCUCCUGCAAGCGUUGCAGAAGAACUGGGUAAGCAAGAACUCGCGAUUGUUAUUAUUUUUGACUGACGCC